GAGAAACGAAGUGUUGUGUUAAUCCCUGGCGUCUAGUUGGUGGAAAUCCCCACGUGGUUCCGACUCCUAUAAAAAAAAAAAAAAAAAAAAACUUUGGAGGUCUUGUUGUGGCGACUGCAGAGAGAGAAAGGAGUCUGUGUCUGGAGCAUCAAGACAUCAUCAUCAUCAUCAAGACAAAACCGAGCUGCUCAUGUUUGCAUGCACGCACACGGGACGCACGGUACCGGCGCGAAAUCUACCGGCGAACCUCGUUGCUUAUCUUCAGGAUGAGGAAGAAGUUUGAAUGAAAGGACAACUGGACUUGGAGACUUACAUUGUUGCCCAACUGAACUUUUAUUUUACGUGUGCGCAAAGUGGAUGAGUGGCAUUCCGGAGCGUGUACGAGUGAGUUUGGAGGAUAUUUCACUGAUCCAUCGUGGAGCUCUUUUGGAUUUUAUCGCUGGACUUGCAACUUUGUCCUGCUCGGAAUAUGACGUCCACCCCGAUGAAGAUGACUUCCUCUGCAGCGGUUUUGCUUUUUCUCUGCCUUCUUUCGGCGCGCUCGGAGACUCAGAGCUCGUCCGCGGAGUCGUGCGCGUCGUGCGGCAUCAGGGCUCCAGACCAGUCGGAGCGCAUCAAUGUGGACUUCCUGGAGGCGGUGAAGAGACACAUUCUGAACAGGCUGCAGAUGAGGGAGAGACCCAACAUCACCCAUCCCAUCCCCAAGGCUGCGAUGGUGACCGCGCUGCGGAGGCUGCACGCCGGAAAAGUGCGGGAGGACGGCCGGGUGGAGAUCCCCACUUUGGACGGACACGCGUCCUUCAACAACGAGGUUCAAGCCGAGACCUCAGAGAUCAUCAGCUUCGCAGAAACUGAUGAGUACACAUCCCCAAAGUCCAGUCUCUACUUCCUCAUCUCCAAUGAAGGCAACCAAAACCUGUAUGUGUCACAGGCCAGCCUGUGGCUCUUCUUCCGGGUGUUGCCAGCUGGUCCGGAAAAAGGUCUCCGAAGGAAGGUGACAGUCAAAAUUCGCUACCAGGAAGCUGUGAGUGAUGUAGAAGGAGGCCCGGGAGGACGUGGUGGAGGGGGCACAGAUCGCUGGGCCUUGGUGGAGAAGCGUGUGGAUCUCAAACGCAGCGGUUGGCAUACUUUCCCCCUCUUGGAGGCGGUGCGGGCCGUGUUUGGCAAAGUUGGCCGUCGACAGGACCUGGAGAUCCACUGUGAGGAGUGCGAGACAGCUGGAGUGGCCCCGGUGCUCGUCGACCCAGGCGACCCGUCCCACCGACCCUUCUUGGUGGUUCGUGCACGGCAGGUGGACGGAAAGCACCGCAUUCGCAAGCGGGGGCUCGAGUGCGAUGGCACCAGUGGGGGGCUGUGCUGCCGGCAGCAGUUUUACAUUGACUUCCGUCUUAUUGGCUGGAACGACUGGAUCAUUGCACCGGCGGGGUAUUACGGCAACUACUGUGAGGGGAGCUGCCCGGCCUACAUGGCCGGCGUGCCAGGAUCGGCGUCAUCCUUCCACACGGCAGUCGUAAACCAGUACCGAAUGAGAGGAAUUAGCCCCGGUUCGGUCAACUCUUGCUGCAUCCCCACCAAGCUGAGUACUAUGUCCAUGCUCUACUUUGACGAUGAAUACAACAUCGUUAAGAGAGAUGUGCCCAACAUGAUUGUGGAGGAGUGUGGCUGUGCUUGAGUCCACUUCGUCCCUUAAUCCUCUUUGAUCAGAAAGGCCUUUUGUACAAACAGGACAUUUUUGUACUGUAUACAUUGACAAAACAUCUGCACAUGCAGGCGAGACACAUUGUAGUACAAUCAAGUAUCAUCAUUUGUGGUUGCACAUGUCCAUAUGAGUGUAUGUAUUUAUCAGACUGAGUGAUAUGCUGUCGACUUUGAAGUGGACAGCAUCGGGAGGAGAAGGGAAUGAUGAUCACCAAAUUGUACUUUGCUUUUGUUUGCCAUUUCCGGUUAAACGCAACGGCCCGGCAUUGCCAACUGAAAGAAGAUACAAAGCAUUUAAGGGAAGUGACACAAUCAGCCGAUGACAUGUCGGCUCCCUGAACUGCUCCUCAGACGCCCUAAGUACUUUAAGCACAUGAGAGACUUGUUGUUGUUUUUUUUUAUUUUUGAAGCACUGACAAUUCAUCAGCUUAUACAAUUCAGAACACGAGCACUUCACCGGUAUGCCGACAGACACAGUCUGACCGUCCUCUGGUGGAAUUAUACCAGCAGCGCUUAAUGCCUCACAGGAUUACUCCCUCUGCACUGCAGCAGCAACAGAAAGUCCUCCACUAUUUUUUACUCUUAAUUCCAGACCUCGCACCUCACUUUCCUGCCUGUCGAGUGCUGCAGGCCCUGCGACCAAGAUGACCAGACUAGACACAUCUCAGAAGUGCACUUCGAUAGUGCACGGGGGAGUGAGACUGGGACAGAACUUAUUCCUACUGCUCACUAAGACUUUGUGGGGCACGGAGACACUAGUUUCGACCCAGUGGGUCGCCAUCGUGCAGUGCAGCACUUGGAGAAACUGAAAUGCACACCCUGAUUAGCACUUGUUUAAAGAAUUGCCUUCUAAGGAGUGUUCUGUCCUGUCGUGAAAUAAGUGCCACAUGAGCUAUGCAAUGUAUAGUCGACUCUACCCAUAAUACAACAUGCCCUGUUAGACUGAACCAUAGGGGUGGGCGAUACUGCAAAUUUUCGUAUCCAUCCGAUAUCAAGUAAAUACAGCGCCGGUAUUGCUAAUAUUGAAACUUGAAAGUCACAAUAGCCACAAAAUAAUACAAUUGUUCCCUUUUCUUACAUACAAUUGAGCAAAAUAAAGUCAAUAGUGCAAAAUAAGUAACGACAAAUCAAAAACUACUACUGGCUCUCAUUCAAAUCCUUCAAAGCUCCCCUGUGUCCAAGCACGUAUUCCCUGGGUUUGUAAGCAAUAUCACAACAAAUACACCAAUAUCAACAAUGCCACAAUCGAUAUUCCUCUGGGUAUUGACACUGUCAAUAUUUGAAUCUAUGCGCCCACCCCUACUGAACGCUCUUUCUCUGAAUGUCUCUGUCUUUCUCGUGUUUGCUUUCUCUCUCUCUCUCUCUCUCUCUCUCUCGCUCAUCAGUCCUCGACUCUUAAUCAAUACUUGAAAUGUAAUCUUUCGCAAUCC
Dunckerocampus dactyliophorus (ringed pipefish) is the source of this 3128-nucleotide messenger RNA. It is a transcript of the gene inhbb, whose product is annotated as inhibin subunit beta B. Gene Ontology annotation, biological process: SMAD protein signal transduction; BMP signaling pathway. NCBI's taxonomy places the organism in Eukaryota, Metazoa, Chordata, Actinopteri, Syngnathiformes, Syngnathidae. Bases 470 to 1672 code for a protein of 400 amino acids. Gene Ontology annotation, molecular function: growth factor activity; cytokine activity. The record is from RefSeq and is a predicted model, not a curated record. The transcript has 2 exons. Gene Ontology annotation, cellular component: extracellular region.